This is a messenger RNA of Elaeis guineensis (African oil palm), 997 nucleotides long. Its product is annotated as protein ASYMMETRIC LEAVES 2. Lineage: Eukaryota; Viridiplantae; Streptophyta; Magnoliopsida; Arecales; Arecaceae. The record is from RefSeq and is a predicted model, not a curated record.
UAUCACCUGACUGCCGUCCCCAUCCUUGGAGCUUCGCCAACCAUCCUCUACCACUCAAGGUGCAAUUAAACAUGUCGAACAUCACCACUGAAUCCUCCAUGGAAUCCUCCCCCCCUCCGCCUCCGCCCCCGCCCCCGCCCCCGCCCCCGGUGCGGCACCGUGCUCCCUGCGCCGUGUGCGAGCACCCGCGGCGGAGGUGCCGCCGGGACUGUCCCUUCGCACGGCACUUCCCAGGUGAAAGGCCAACAUGCCUUGAUUCUUUGUGUCUGGCUUACGGGCCACAGCUUGCAGCUAGGAUGCUUGGAGUGUUGAACCGAGAACGGUGGAUACCGGCAGCAAAUUCACUGGUAUACAAUGCAAUCCUUCACCUCCGACAUCGUGAGAACGAAGCUUUCGAGAUUAUUGCUAGACUCCAGAAUCAAGUGGUUGAUCUACAAGUCAGCAAUUCGCUUCUGAGACAUCAGAUUGCUGCUCGAGAGCGGACCCGACAGCGUCCGCCCAGCAUCUAUGAUCUGAUCGAAUGGCCGACUAAUGAUGGGCUGGCCGGCGUGAAUGAACCAGCUGGCGGCGGAAGGCCACCUGCUUCUGGCCCCGGAGAAGGAAGCAGCAUGCCAUCUGGUGGUCAGCAUGGGGCACCAAGCUCUUCUGAGUACAACAACCGCCCUCGAAUUGGACCCCCUAAGAGUUCUUAAGGUUUGGGGGAUAAGGUGGAGAUGGUGACAAAGAAAGACAUGAGCUUCUCUUAAAGUAUUGCCAGUUUCAGAAUAAGCUAAGGGAUUUUCACCCUCAUGUGCCUGUUACAGUUACACUGCUUGUUUUUUCUUUUUCAUAGCAUGUGAAUGAACCAUUCAGCUCUGUUGUUUUUGCUUAAUAAUGCAUUGUGAUUUAAGACUAAAAGUUAUCUCAGUACAACAUUAGAACUAUUUUUCUUUUUGGCUUGUUACAAUCUUGAAUAUUAAGAAAUAAUAAUGUAGUGGCAUAUGCUACCUCCAUUCAA